Ramularia collo-cygni is the source of this 1650-nucleotide messenger RNA. Its product is annotated as related to plasma membrane phosphatase required for sodium stress response. Gene Ontology annotation, molecular function: phosphoprotein phosphatase activity. Bases 1 to 1650 code for a protein of 549 amino acids. Gene Ontology annotation, cellular component: plasma membrane. The record is from RefSeq and is a predicted model, not a curated record. The transcript has 4 exons. Lineage: Eukaryota; Fungi; Ascomycota; Dothideomycetes; Mycosphaerellales; Mycosphaerellaceae.
AUGAGUCAAUCGGGCGCCCCGCCCACCCAGGACGGGAUCGCUAUAGGCUCCUCUACCUCCGCGCAGACCCCGCCGAAUGCGACGUCGAGCCAGCCGUUAGGAGAUGCUAGUGUAGCAGAGCAACCGCAAGGCACUCCUGCCGUACUGAGUGUUCCCGCGCAAGGUUCGCCGCCGCAAGGAUCUAGUACUUCGACUGGCGAGACUGCGAACGAACGAUCCGAUAGCAUUGGGAGAGGGUCAAAGCGGAGUCUGAUGCGGAAACGGGAGCCCAGCUCUGGCAGCCGGCGUAAUGAACGUGCAGCAAUGUCUUCAAGUGAAAAGGCCUCACGCGCACCCGACGGUGGCCAGAGCGAACUACAGGGUCAGCCGAAAGCAAAGAAAAAGGGCGGUCUUUUUGCCUUCCUCUGCUGUGGCUCUAGCGACACUCAGGACGUAGGAGCACUUGAUCAGCCAGCGAAACCCGCGACCAAGCAACAGCCUGCACGUGUCCAGCAGCCGUCGCAGAUUAGAAAUCCCGCGACCGCCAACACAACCGACACGAGCGUAGAUCCUUCCAAGGAAGUAAUUGACGAGAAAACCGAGCAAACAUUGUACGCCAACGGAUCCCAACCAGAAGCCAGGCUAUCUCCCUCAGACACAGAAAAAAUGCCACAAAGCGAAACCAACGCUGACAAGCCCACCCCGGAAAUAUCUGCGGAUGUACCCCGUCAAGCCUCGGAAACACCCGCGCCAGGCAACCCGGCUCCAGACAACCAGGUAGCAUCUCCACCUCAGAUCAUUACUUCAAUGGCUCCUCCUGUCACACCCGUCGACAACCCCGCUGGCCCAUCCAUUGCAGUCAUCGCACCGACGCCGACCAUCCCACAAUCGGAAGAUGACAUCAUUUCGGACCGAACUUCGCAGCAAAUAGAGCGUGAUGAAGACAUUGAGAUGAACGACAAGCUGCCGCUGACGGAAAAGGAAGCCGAAGAGAUACAGAACGAGGCCUCCCAGUCACAAGGAAGCAGCCUCACAAGUCUACCUGGGCCACCACCAUUGCCCGCUAAUGACGGCGCCGUGCCGAGCGACUCACAAGCAUCUACGCAAGAUCAGCAGCGAUGGCUUCUCCCUGCAAUGAGGCCUGAACACCGAGGACGGAAAUGCUUGGUGUUAGAUCUGGAUGAAACGCUGGUGCACAGCAGCUUCAAGAUCCUCCAUCAGGCAGACUUUACCAUCCCAGUAGAAAUCGAAGGGCAGUAUCACAACGUCUACGUCAUCAAACGGCCCGGCGUGGACACGUUUUUAAAGAGAGUCGGAGAACUUUACGAGGUCGUGGUAUUCACAGCAUCCGUGUCAAAAUACGGAGACCCACUUCUCGACCAAUUGGACAUUCACCACGUUGUACACCAUCGCCUCUUCCGCGAGAGCUGCUACAACCACCAGGGCAACUACGUCAAGGAUCUCAGCCAGGUCGGACGCGAUUUGAAGGAGACCAUUAUCAUCGACAACUCGCCUACCAGCUACAUUUUCCACCCACAGCAUGCGGUACCGAUCAGCAGUUGGUUCAGCGAUGCUCACGAUAAUGAGCUUUUGGAUUUGAUUCCGGUCCUGGAAGAUUUAGCGAGCUCACACGUGCAGGACGUCAGCUUGGUGCUGGACGUUGCGUUGUGA